GCCUUGUAAAAGUUUAUGCAGCUGUUUUGUGUGCCGGCUAAGAUUCAUUUUCCUCGAUAGAGGAUGAAAGCAGUGCAGAAGAUGGCUUCCAAUGUUUUCCAUUCGCCCGCUCUUUCGUUUGAGAUGGUCGCGAAAUGCUCCACAACGAGAGCCAGAGCUUCCCACUUGACACUUCCUCAUGGGCCGGUUCAGCUGCCCAUGUUCAUGCCUGUGGCUACGCAGGCGUCGCUCAAGGGCCUCACGCCAGAGCAGCUAGAGCAAACGGGAUGCAAGUUGUGCUUAAACAACACGUACCAUCUGGGACUGAAGCCGGGCCAAGAGACUCUUGAUGCCGUUGGAGGAGCUCACAAGUUCCAGGGAUGGAACCAUAAUCUGCUGACUGACAGUGGCGGCUUCCAAAUGGUCAGUCUGUUAAAGCUAGCCACUAUCACAGAAGAAGGCGUUCGAUUUCUGAGUCCCCACGAUGGGUCUCCUAUGCUUCUUACGCCAGAACAUUCUAUCUCUCUCCAAAACAGCAUUGGUAGCGACAUCAUGAUGCAGCUCGACGACGUCAUUGUCACAACCUCUCCCGACAAAGAGCGCAUGCGAGAAGCCAUGCUACGAAGUGUGAGAUGGCUUGACAGAUGUAUUGCCGCUCACAAGAAACCCGAAACGCAAAAUCUGUUUUGUAUUAUCCAGGGUGGCCUGGACCUCGACAUGCGCCGCGAAUGCUGUGAAGCCAUGGUGGCCCGCGAUACCCCGGGCAUUGCCAUCGGUGGUCUCAGCGGUGGUGAGGCUAAGGACGACUUUUGCCGUGUUGUUGGAGCUUGCACCGUCUUGCUGCCAGAAUUAAAGCCCAGAUACGUCAUGGGUAUCGGAUAUCCAGAGGAUUUGGUUGUCUGCGUAGCGCUUGGAGCCGACAUGUUUGACUGUGUGUGGCCUACAAGAACCGCCCGAUUCGGUAACGCUAUCACAAAGGCUGGUGUGCUGAAUAUUCGAAAUGCAAAGUAUGCGGCCGACUUUGGUCCUAUUGAGACCGGCUGCGGCUGCAUGUGCUGCCGUCAGACAGAGGAUGGGCUGGGCAUUACAAGAGCGUACAUUCACCACAACGCUUCCAAAGAGACUGUUGCUGCUCACCUUCUUACUAUCCACAAUGUAUGGUACCAGCUCAACCUGAUGCGCGAAGUGAGGCAAGCGAUUAUCGAAGACCGAUACCCGGCGUAUCUAGCCGAGUUCUUUUCUCUGCGAUACGACAACAAGAGCGAGUACCCAUCUUGGGCGGUAAAUGCCCUCAAGUCGGUUGGUGUAGACCUGAUGAGUGACUAAAAUAUUUCUCUUGCAUUUUGGUUUUGCUUUUAUUCAUUUGGCGAGCGUUGGGGCAAUCAGCAUACACUUUUCUACUACCCUGGAGGGGUUGGUCAUUUUGAUUUUGCAGCAUAUGAGGGGUUUGGAGUGGUAGAUUUUGUGGUUUUAUUUAAAAGAGGAAAUAAAUGGAUACUUUUAUAUGUCAUUUAUCUGUGUUUAAAAUUUUGUACAGGGAUUCCACUCUGUGGUGAGCCAAGUAUGUGACUUUGCUUUAUAACACAUGGUAGUGCUCUAGCCCAUGUAAGCGGACACGAACAUCUUAUAUGUGCCCAUAUUAUUU
This is a messenger RNA of [Torrubiella] hemipterigena, 1624 nucleotides long. Lineage: Eukaryota; Fungi; Ascomycota; Sordariomycetes; Hypocreales; Clavicipitaceae. The record is from the annotation of a GenBank genome assembly.